This is a messenger RNA of Solanum verrucosum, 616 nucleotides long. RefSeq lists its product as uncharacterized. Bases 51 to 458 code for a protein of 135 amino acids. The transcript has 7 exons. Gene Ontology annotation, cellular component: nucleus; cytoplasm. Lineage: Eukaryota; Viridiplantae; Streptophyta; Magnoliopsida; Solanales; Solanaceae. Gene Ontology annotation, molecular function: protein-folding chaperone binding; protein folding chaperone. The record is from RefSeq and is a predicted model, not a curated record.
UUUUUUGAGCGUCGCAGAUCUGAUUUUAGGCACAAUUUUAGAUAAUUGAGAUGUUGAUGGAUGAGGCAAAACUCUUGCUAGGCUUUCCCACUAAUUCUUGCCCCAAUGCUUCUCAGGUCAAAGCUGCUUAUAGAAGGAAGGUAUGGGAGACUCAUCCUGAUUGCUUCCCAGUUCAUCUCAAACCUAACGCAGAACUCAAAUUUAAGAUGAUUUCAGAAGCAUACACUUGCCUGCUUUCUGGUGCAAGACAAGAAGGUGAACAUGUAGUUGGAUAUUCGCGUGUUGUAAGAAGUGGUGUUCCUAGAGGAGGAGGAGGAGGGAGGAGAAACCAUGCACUGAUUGGGCUUCCCUUUCUUUUUAUUAUUUUGGGAACUGCAGCAUUGGGAGGAAUGAAUGUUGCCAGGUCCUACAGAAAACAGAAGGCAGAUUAUCCUUCUCAUAAUCCUUUUCUCCCUUAAUUAUUCAUAAAACAUUUUGUGUAUAUAUACGCAAUGUAUGAAGUUAGUCCUCCAUGAAAUACAACAUUUAUGUAAUUUUGAAGUUGUUCAUUAUGUAAAAUUAGACUAUAGUUUAGGUCAUGGAGGUCCACUUUUGACUCCAUUAAAGCAAUGAUCCC